GUCUCUACGAUGUUGUAUUGUUACAUAACAAGCACCAUGUUUAUAAUGGUACAAAUCCUACCACAGGCCGAGGAAUAGAGAGCCGCGAAAACAUAAAAAUGAGGCAAAUUGAAAUCGGAUUAUUCUUCACGACCCAAGGAUGUUUAGAGAAAAAAGUCCUCUCUGCACUUCGUAAACGCUUUCUACUUUUCUUUCCCCUUGGUUCAUACACUAAGCAUUCUGAAGUGCGUGAUCCUAAUUCGCUUUUCAACGGUGCGAGAGUGGCAGCUUAACUGACAGACGACAGCGACCGUAGAGAGUGAUUGGCGCGAACCAAAAAUUAGAUGCAAACCGCCGUUUCUCGAGAAAUCACACUGUCUGUUGGUCACCAUAAAAGAUAAAGCCGAUCAAUUAGAUAAAGGAAUCUAAGUCAAUAUUUCUAGCACAUUGAAUGUGAUCUACGAGUUUAUGUUGUUCGCAAAGAAAUUGCUAGAAUGAUUGAGAAUUUGAAAGAGGUUAGGAGGUUCGAGGAGCCAUCGGAGCUGCGAUACGCACCGUCAGAGGAAGACGAUGCGCAAAAGUCAUCACACUCGGAUGACUACAAUUGCCAUGAACUGGUUUUAAAUGAUGCAUCCAAACGCACCGCGUCAAAUGGGACAGCCCCUACGGGCAUCCUGUCCCGAGCCCGCCCGGUGUUCCGGGGUGCUGCUUUGUUGUGUAUGGUGCUGGCCGUGUCUCUGGCUCCAUCUAUCACCUUGUACCACCGGGUCAGGGAGCUGGAGGGGAGGGUGAUGAGGCAAACACGAGACCUGUCGGAGUUGAGGCUGAGGGAGGCGGAUGAGGAGGGGUUAAAGGGUGUCGGUGAGACGGAGGAUGCCCGCUUAUACAUCGGCAGGAAGAUGCUGGCAGCUAGCUGUGAUUGUCCUCCAGGCCCAAAGGGUGAACAAGGACCAAGAGGAGAAAGGGGGAGACAAGGAUCGACUGGCAGAAGAGGAGAGAAGGGUGAACGGGGGGAACCCGGCGCAGAUGGCGUCUUCGGGCAGGAUGGAGCCGUAGGGGUCAAAGGUGACAAAGGAAAUCCAGGCAUCCCCGGUGAACCAGGCCCAGCUGGUCCUAAGGGUGUGCCCGGAAGUCCCGGCCAGCCCGGCAUUGGAGGACCCCCGGGCCUACCAGGUCCCCAAGGUGUUAGAGGGCAAAAGGGUGUAAAAGGACCCCCUGGACCUCCUGGCCCACAAGGACCCCCAGGAACAUCCAUGACUGCUGGACUUGCUGCUUCACAGCUUGGUACGUCUACCACUCCCUUGGCCGCCAUUCACCUUCAGGCAAUGCCAGAAGACCUUUAUUCUGGACUAACUAGACUCGAUCGGUACGGUCACUUGAACUCGUGGUUUAUUAGCACGACAACAGGAGGUUUUUCGCUUGGUCGUGAUGGUAACGUGACUGUUCUCUCUGGCGGUCAUUACUUCGUGUAUAGUAGCGUGCUGUUCUACGAUAAGUCGGCUUUCUAUGCUGCUUCCACGAACAUUAAUGGUGACCCUUUUCUUAAGUGCAUGGGAGUAAGAGGUUCAGCGUUUGCCAGAUUUGGAUCGUGUCAGUCUAGCGGUGUGAUGCUAUUGGAGGCCGGUGACCACGUGGGUGUGGUGUCGUCAUACCCGUCAAGAACAGUAGACAUGCGUCCAGACUCGACAUACUUCGGUUUAAUCAAGCUAACGUAGCGUGCAUGCUAAUAUAAAAUAAAAUCCCUUCUCAAAUUACCCAAUGUGAACCCCGGUCGAACAUAAGCCUUGAUUUAAGACAUUUUUAUUUCACUUUGCGAUACCAAAAAAGCAUUUGAAAAUGUUAUGGCGCCGUUUGUUCCUGUAACCGACCUGAUAGUUUGUGCUAUGACGUUAUAGUUUUUGUUCCGUCGAAGAAAACUGCAUCUACCAUUUUCUAGAGGGUGUUUUUUUUAUCAUUCAUCAAGUAGAUAAAUCAAUCAGAUAGAGUACAGGUAUAUGGACCAGAUAAGGGAGGGUUCACAAUAAUAGGAAUUCAGAAAUCAAGGACACCCCCCCCCCUCCCACACCCACCCAUGUGUGACAUCAUCAUGUAUCAACAAUCCUUAAUGCUGUUUUAAAGAGGUAUGCUAAUUUCGACCUUUCCUUCUUAAAAUUGAAGUCUCUCUUCACUUUAUUUGUAGAACAUUCCUCUAUAGAGCACAACUUUAAGUAUUACGCGAAGUAAUUUUUUUUAUCGAAGAAAACAUGGGUCUACAAAUGCCAUAGAUAUAAGCCAUAUCCUAAGUGGCGUAAAACGCCUAGAUGACAUAGAAUCUGCUAUUUAUUACCCUGAAUUUCGAAACGGCACUUGAAGCUGAAAGACACCCUCUAUUUUAAUAAUAAACACAAAAAUGCGUUGACGCCGAGAUGCAGAAAACAGACUAUGUCGACAUAUUUCAUGGACGCGCAUGCGUAGCACAAUGUGAUGAGUGACCCCCCUCCCCCCAACACCCACAAACACACACCGAUAAUUCACACCCCAUGAUAAUUACAUGUGAUAUACAUGUAUUAACUUUCUCGUUUUCAAAUUAUAAUAAGCGAGGGAUGGGGACGUGUGAUGCGGCAGAAAUAAAUCUAAUUAGUAUGUCGAUAAUAUCAUAUUCUCGAACUUUAAUGUGAUUAGAGGUUUAACAAUAUGAACAGUAUUAUUUCGACAUUUCAAGCUCGUGCUUUAUAAAUGGCACGUUGCCGCAAAAAAUGGAAUGGAAUUCACGUUUCGUAUAGAAGUGUACGGAAAGAGUUACUACAAUCAAAUUCAAGUGAGAUGAAAUCAAUUUUAAGAGAUCUGAUUGGUAUACGGCUUCUUAAGAGAUUAAUUUAGCUCUUAGUGAAUCAGAUCCGAGAAAACUAAUGCAACUUUGUGAUUGUAAGAAUUAUAUUUUGAGCCCAUCUCCAUUUACUACAUACAUGAAAUGGUAUUGAGAUCUUGUGCCAAAACUACUUUGAGGCGACUACACACCAUACAGUAUUUUGUACAUAAUUUAUGUAAAUUUAUUCAAUAAUUCUGAUUCAUAAUGUCAGAGGACUUGGUUUUGUAAAGUAAGGUCUCUGCGACAGAAAUCAAAAUUAUGCUGUUUAUUCCAUAUUAUAACAACCAUGUUAAGUACGUACACCCAUGAGUAGUGUUUCUCUCGAUGGUACGAAUAAAAUUUUGUAAAUAUACUACUUUGUAAAUAUGACAUAGGGCAUUGGAUUUCUGUUUCUGAGAAACAAGCUGUGUUUAUAUGUGUAGUUAUACAGGUGUUGUAAAUUAACUUUACAUAAAUGACCAAGUUAUUUGUUGCUUUCUAAUCAGACGUAUUCCCUAAUUAAGCUCUGGUUUCAAAUUAUGUAUAAUAAAGACAUCCAAAUGAUAUUUGUCGUUUAUAAUCAAACAAUUAACAGCUCAAUACAUAAUUGUUUCCUCUUGUCUGCCUUCAUCCAUUUCUCUUUUUUUAUAUAUAUCUUUAAUUCCUCUUUCUCCUCCUUUUUCAUUUCUUUAAUAAACAAUCUUCUA
Lytechinus variegatus (green sea urchin) is the source of this 3513-nucleotide messenger RNA. Its product is annotated as ectodysplasin-A-like. NCBI's taxonomy places the organism in Eukaryota, Metazoa, Echinodermata, Echinoidea, Temnopleuroida, Toxopneustidae. Gene Ontology annotation, biological process: immune response. The coding region runs from base 474 to 1694 and encodes 406 amino acids. Gene Ontology annotation, cellular component: membrane. The record is from RefSeq and is a predicted model, not a curated record. Gene Ontology annotation, molecular function: tumor necrosis factor receptor binding. The transcript is spliced from 10 exons.